AUGGGAUUGCUACUUUUAUAUAUUAUAAUUUUACUUGUGAACAUAUUUGAUUUUUCAUCAGGAAUAAUAUAUAAUAAAGGUGAUAUGGAGAUACACUUUGCUUGUGAUAGCAAAGGGUUCCCCCAAAAGAAUGAAAUAAUCAAGUUGUAUCUUUCCUCAGAUGACUUGAAAAUCGAGUGUUCUUUCCAAUCUGAAAGUGAGCUUACUUCGAAGGAAUUUCUAGGUGUGUUCACAUCAGGAGGACUUGCUCCCAGCCUGGGAAUUAUAAAUAGUACAUACACUGGCAUCUUCCACUUUAAUUUAACUUUGUUCAGUGAUCGAGUUUACUGGUUGAUCAAUAUUCCCAGAGAAAACAUUACAAAAAAUACAGAACCUAUUCUUCAGUGGGAUCUUGGGACUAUAAUGACAAAAAAUGAUAUCACCCAAGUCUAUCCACAUGUGGUGGAUCUCAAAGUGGCAAAGUGUCCAUGCGCUAAUGAUGUAGCAUUACUUGGCUUCAUUUUGAAUGCAACAUAUAAUGGUAUUUACAUAGGCCUCAGCUUUUCUGGAUUUUGGGAUUACAAUGAUACCAUGUGGUAUAACCUGACAGAUACAAUCUAUUCCCAAGUUGGAGAAGAACACACAGAGCUUUCAGUGGUGGAUAUGGUUUUAACAAAUCACUUUUUAGUUAUCCUCACCUCUCUGGGUCUCUUUGUAAGUGGAGAUCUCCGUUAUCCGUCAUCCUCUGUCUUAACGUUUACAAGGGCAGACUUUUGUGGUUUCGAAAGGGUUGACUAUGUCAAAGGAAAAUUGUGGUAUAAUGAAAAAUGUUUUGCUAACAGAGAACACUUUGAAGUUGAUUAUGUUACUAUCACCUUUGAGAGAAACAGGACUCUAAGUGAGUCAAGCUCUUGUUUUUAUACCAAAGAACCAUUUCAUGAAUGGUUACCUUGCUUACCUCAUAUUUUAAAAGGAAUGAAAUCUUUUCCUUCAACUGUGAUAACAUUUCUUGUUGACCAAGAGCAUAGUGCCGGAAUCUACCUCUUCUCCAGCCAAGUAGGCCAUAAGAAAAGCACCACUGCCUCUGUGAGCAUCCUAAAAAAUAACAAACCAGGAUUAAAACCAAAAUUUCCACUUUUCGUAUUUCCUUCAUCAUUCUCAUCUCCUGUUGGAAUGGUAUUCCAUCCACGAAGCCAUUUUCUCUAUGCUUAUGGUAAUCAGGUAUGGCUUUCAAUCGACGGCGGCAACACCUUUGAAUUAUUGGCUGAUUUUCAUGAUGAUAUCAUAAAGAAUACUUACCAUAGUUUUUAUACUUCAGAUAUUACUUUUGUUUCCCAAAGUGGAAAUGUUUACUUGACAAAGGCAGGAUUAACAAGAUAUAGUAAAAUUGGAUCUAUUUCCGAUAAGAUUUUCACAUUGUACUACGACCACAUGGGCUUUAUACAUAAACUGACUCCAGACCAUUUUGAAGCUGAUGUGUCACUCAGAACCUUUGGGAAUUCUAAAGGUAUUUUUGGACAGGCUCCUGAUAUGGGCUUUGAAACUGCCCUUGCACCACAGUACGUCACCUUAAAAGAAAUGAUCUUUUAUGCAUAUGUGCCUGCAAAUGAACCUCAAGGAAAUAUAUACACCAAGAAAUUCAGCAACAUGCACCUGGGAAAAGUGAUACACUCCAGGAAAACUGGAACAGCUUACAUAAGAAAGGUAUUACAACAUAACACUCCUGAUGGAUUUUUGUCCUCUGUUAUUGCGGAAGUGAUAGACCCUUUUGGAAUAGAAGAAGUGAAUACGAGCCCUUGUUUGUCCAGUUCCCUUUCUAUUAAUCGAACUGGAAAUGUCUUCUAUGAACUUACUCUUCAACCACAAAUUAUUCCUGUUUUAGCUCCGGGUACUAAUGCCUCAUUUCAAGAUCUGGAUAUAGAGAAGACUGUGGUGAUUCCUGGUUACAGCAGCUUCCUGAUCAUAAGCGUUUUAGAUGCUAAGAAUGCUUUAGCUGUUGCUACCAUGCCUGAAAGAGUGCUCAACAAUAUGACCUUCCCAAAAGACUCCUGGUUCUUAUACAACUUGGGGCACAGGAAUGGACGAAUGUGGUCUAUAUAUGCAAAACCAUGUAAUUAUUGGUUUCAACAUGAUCAUUCCCUAUCCCUCAAUAUCCUGAAAUACAUUGAUCUGGGGAAAUCUCGUACUUUAGAAGUUAAGGUCAUACCUAAUACAAAAGGUGUUCGAACACUAGAAAUACCACUACUGAAAGUCAUUGUUGGAAAUGCAAAUUUGUUGGAAGUUAAAGCUGAAGGCUCUUUUGAUGAUACUGAUAGUUACGUAAUGAAAAUUUCUGCAGCUAGCAAAGCUUUACGUCAAGGUUCAACCUCAUUGGCAUUAGUUGUCUGGGGAGCAUCUACUGAGUGUUUUGUCACGACAGUCGUGCCAACAUUGAAAAACAGCUGUAGUUAUCUCAAAUCUAUGCAUCACAUUCCUAGUAAACUCAUCCCACUAGAAGACUGGAUUAGCGGUGUUCACAAAGACAGUCAGGGUUUUAAUAUGAUCAAAACUUUACCGAUAAACUACAGGCCUCCAUCUAAUAUGGGAAUUGCUAUUCCACUCACAGACAAUUUUUACCAUGUGGAUCCCAGCAAACCUAUACCAAGAAAUCUAUUUCCUAAGUCAAAGGUCAGGAAUUGGGGAAGGGUUUGGCUGGACACUUCUCAUUUGAAGGUUGUCCUGCGGUUGCACUCAGAGGGUUGUGCUGCCGUCCUCCACGAGCUCCGCGGGGCUGUGGUUGUCAAAAUGAAGCAUCCACCAGGCUCUGAGCAGUUGAUACUGCCUAUCACCUUAUAUAACCCAGCAGGCCUCAACAUAAGUGUAAAGGGCUCUGAGCCAUUCCAUUUCAGAGUAUCAGCAGUUUCUGGAGUCACCUUUUGUAACUGAGUUGGAGAAUUUCAGAUCGAAAGCAGUCUCAGGAGCUGGGUCUUCUUUUUCAAGACAGAUUUGCACGGAGAAACGCCUGAAGUCCGCGAGGCUCCGGCGCCUCCCCAACCGUGCGCUCCCGGCGCCCAGGAGAGGACACUCGUGGACAGGGAGGCGGAAGCGGAGGCGCCGCGGGAGAGCUCCAGGGCGACGGAGCCCGGCGCCUGUAGGGCAGGCAACGGCUGCGGCUGCCGGACAGCGAGGAACCGGGGAGGCCGCCGCCCUCGGAGCCGGAGACGCCAGACGCGCGGCGAGUAG
This is a messenger RNA of Leptonychotes weddellii (Weddell seal), 3201 nucleotides long. The record is from RefSeq and is a predicted model, not a curated record. Lineage: Eukaryota; Metazoa; Chordata; Mammalia; Carnivora; Phocidae.